AUGAAGCGGGUUAGAGCUGCCCUUUUCCAAGCUCUAGCUUUAGCUGUUCUCUUGAAUGUACCAACUCUGGAGAAGGUAGACGCUUUUAUCCUACCCUUUUCUGCUUCCUCACUGGCAGCUCGUCCAGUCGUGAGUCGCCCAAUUCCCCCAACGGCCUCGCACUCGUCGUCAGUGGACGACUGCGGUAGUGGCGAUGCUACUAUUUUUUCCGGCGAUCCACCGCAGCUGGCCAAAGAGAUGGACAUUCGGGAACGGAUUCGAGCCGAGUCCUUUCUCCGCGUGAAUGGAGAAGCUGAGCUCAUCGUUCAAUGGAGUCGAAGAAUAGAUGAGUUAGAGCAAAGCGGUGUCCGCUUGGUUAUGGUGUCGAUCGGUAAACCCGAGAAAGGCCGUCAACUGAUUCAGCACUUGGAAAUUCCAAGUGGCGAGGAUUAUUUGUUUGUCGAUCCCGUGAACGCACUGUACGACGCCAUCAGUCUAAAUCGCGGAGUGGACCGUACCUUUUUUAACAUUAAUACGCCCCUUGCCUUCGUGGAACGCUUAACGAAAGAGGAUGGAAUGAAGGAUUUGGUGAACAUUCUCGGCAAAUGGUCUAAAGCGUUCUUCAUUCCCCCCAAAAAUGAGCAGGCCUUUCUGCAGGGAGGAACCUUUGUUUUCGACGGCGCCAAGACUUUAUUCGCGCAUUACGAUCCUUCGACUGCUUCCCACGCUUCUGUGGACAACGUUCUGGAGAUUGCUUAUAGAAAACAGAGUCUAGCGCCAGCAAAUCCCACCGUCAGUGACGCUCAUUUUUUCGACCCGCGCGCACGAAGUCGUAAAGCCUCAGCCUUCGAUGUGAAUCCGCACCGCGCAUCGCCAAUGGCAUUUCUCUUCCGUCAAUCAGUGCUAGACACUUUGCUUCCAAUUGCACGGUGUACGCGGGUAUCUGUGGACACUGAUAUAGUAAUGGGUUUGCCUAUGCUUGCACAGCUGGUUGAACGAGCCGUCAAGCAUCCAACGGUGAGCCGCGCGGCUCUUUUUUGGCCAAUGUCGCAUCGUUUUUUGUCGUCCCAACGACCGAAAACAACUUCGACGUCACUCUUUGACAGCGCGUCCGAUUUUAUGCAUUCGCUACGGGUCAAAGCCACUAACGCGCUCACUGCUACACUUUCGGUACAAGAACGAGAGCAGCUUUUCUCGCGACUUACUCCGCCUCAACAGGAAAAACAAGACGGCAAAACAAAUGAUGACAGGAUGGACAUGGAGCAUAGCAUUGCGGAAGCCGUUGCUGCAGCUCGUGCACAAGAAGCCAAGAAACAAGAAGACAAAUGGUCCAAGACGAAAGAAGCAAUUGAGAAAGAAGCUGAAAAAGCUGCUAGAGAGCGAGUGGAAAAUGAGUUUAAAAUUCAACGCCGAAGAAUAGAGUUUGAACGCUGGCAGACACAGGUCGAAGAAGAAAAACAACGAAGGAGCAACAAGUCGAAAGUAGAAGCAGCUCCUGGUCCGGUUACACGAGGUGAAGUCGUGGAACAAAGCGUGGAAAGCGAAAUAAACGUUCACCCGGUUCUGGGCGCAGCGAUUGCCGAUUUUGGACACAAGCGAAUUCAUGUGGUAUCCGCUCAUGCUUUAUCGACGAUUCCUGUCUGGAAAAAGCAACGAAUUUAUCGACACGAUCGCGCUAAGGCUAUGGCGAGUGACAAAAUGAAAACGCUGCAUUUAGGGAUGCCCGGAAUAAUAGGGUUGCACGAGGACCUGAAUGGGAAAUUAUCGAUUAUUGAUGGGCAACACCGUGUGGGAAUGAUGACUAUCCUUCAUGAAAAAUGUGCAUCGCAUGAUGACUUUGACUUGGAUCGAGUUCUAGUGGAAGUUUAUCCACAGAACCCUGAUCAUGUGGACACACAUGCUCAGGACCUUUUUCUCGAAGUGAACAAAGCCGAACCAGUCAAGUUGGUUGACAUGCCUGGGGUCGCCAAAGGAUCGGAUCGUAAAAUAAUUUCAGAAGGAGCUGAGCGGAUUGCCGAGAAGUAUGCGGAGAUGUUCAAAUCCAGUCAAAAAUGUCGCCCCCCUCAUUUGAACAUUGAUAAUCUUCGCGACGCACUGUUUGCGUCGAAUGCAAUAAAAAGGCACAACCUCAAAACCUCGAAGGCUGUAGAAGCUUGGAUGCUCGCGAAAAACCAAUCUUUGGCUGAUCUCUACAAGGACCCAGCUGAACAAGAGAAGGUUUCUAAGACGGCUUACGAGAAAGCAAAAAAAUUUGAAUUCUACUUGGGACUUGACCUUAGUUGGCUGUACAAAUAAAGCAUGGCGUGUCAAAAUUCC
Messenger RNA from Phaeodactylum tricornutum CCAP 1055/1, 2295 nucleotides. RefSeq lists its product with no specific name. The transcript has 5 exons. The coding region runs from base 1 to 2274 and encodes 757 amino acids. Lineage: Eukaryota; Bacillariophyta; Bacillariophyceae; Surirellales; Neidiaceae. The record is from RefSeq and is a predicted model, not a curated record.